GUUGCUUAAUACUAUACAACUUUGCAAAUCUCGCUCGGACAGCCUAUGAUCACUUUCAGGCUCCAAUCUUUCUACAAUGACUUCUACUGGAUAACUUCCAAGCUGACUCGACCUCCCUGUCAAGUCAGCCUCUUGCUCAAGCUCUCAGGCCGAACCAGGAACUGCCACGUCAGUUGUUCUAGUGAGCUGUGGAACAAGUGCGGACCCGGGACGACGCAUUUAGGACAAGUUACGACUCAUGACUUGCGACUCACACAGCGACUGCGGAAGCGCUACCCACGGUCAGCCUGCGACUAUAAGAACCCACCCUCUGUAAUCAUGAGCAACCCUUCACGAGGCAGAGGCGGUACCCAAGGUGGCUACCCUGGUGGCCCUCGAGGGAGUGCUGGUGGAUUCAGUGGAGGAAGAGGCUCUGGUACGAGGGGCGGAUAUGGCGGUGGUUCCAGAGGGGGAGUACCAGGAGAUUUGAUCUUCCGGGGCCCUGCAUCUGUAGACCAACGUCUCGCUACCUUGGAUCAGUUAGUCUCUUCCUUCAACAAACUCACCUUCAACCCUAAGCGCCCUCACCGGCCUGGUUUUGGUACCCUUGGCCGUUCAAUCACAUUGCGUGCCAAUUUCUUUCCU
This is a messenger RNA of Suillus subaureus, 624 nucleotides long. RefSeq lists its product as uncharacterized. The annotation marks the transcript as partial. Lineage: Eukaryota; Fungi; Basidiomycota; Agaricomycetes; Boletales; Suillaceae. The record is from RefSeq and is a predicted model, not a curated record. The transcript has 4 exons.